Homo sapiens (human) is the source of this 4265-nucleotide messenger RNA. RefSeq names its product tec protein tyrosine kinase (gene TEC). The record is from RefSeq and is a predicted model, not a curated record. Gene Ontology annotation, biological process: intracellular signal transduction; tissue regeneration. Gene Ontology annotation, molecular function: non-membrane spanning protein tyrosine kinase activity; protein tyrosine kinase activity; protein kinase activity. Gene Ontology annotation, cellular component: cytoplasm; cytosol; plasma membrane. NCBI's taxonomy places the organism in Eukaryota, Metazoa, Chordata, Mammalia, Primates, Hominidae. Bases 464 to 2632 code for a protein of 722 amino acids. The transcript is spliced from 18 exons.
AAUAGCUGCCAUUGAUUGAUCACUUACUUUGUGUCAAGCAUUGUGCUUAGCAAUUUAUGUAAAUUAUUUCAUUUAAUCCUCCCACAAUAUCUAUAGGAGGUAGGUACUAUUUUACAAUGAGGAACCUGAGUUACUGAGAAGUUACAUUACUUACCUGAGGUCAUACAGCUAGUAAAUGUCAAAGCUGACCUUUAAAACCAGUUCUGUCUGACUUCAAAGCUCUCUCAAGUGCCCUUUUGGUUAUCUGGGGCCUUCCUGACAAGUGACUGUGCUGUAGUGGACUGAUUAUUUGUCUGCCCAGACUUUCUUCCUUUGGGCAGCUACUCUGUCCAAUUCAUGUGGUUUGGGUGGAGUUGACACUACCCAGGGAUGAUCAUGUGAUUCAGCCUUGGCCAAUCCGAGCAGUCCCUCCACUUGACCAAGGGAUUGGCUCAGGGGUUAGCAUGUGAUCCAGUCUGGCUCAAUGGGACUCUUCUGCUGGCAUUUAGGAAAGGGGGAGCUCUUCCUCUGGGAUUUAACCUGGAGCGAUGUAACCUGGAGCUACUGGUGGUCAUUUUUCCCUGCUCCAUGGAGGAAGCCGCAAUACAAGAGAAUGGGACCGUGCAGUGAGAAGCAGCACUGCACGGUGGUGAGAGCACACUCAGCAUUGUUUGAAGUGCAGGAGUCAGCUGUGCCAGGACUUCUCGAUUAUAAUACUGGGAUCUUCAGUGGCAGGAGGAGUAAUCAGAAGACGGAGAUGAAUUUUAACACUAUUUUGGAGGAGAUUCUUAUUAAAAGGUCACAGCAGAAAAAGAAGACAUCGCCCUUAAACUACAAAGAGAGACUUUUUGUACUUACAAAGUCCAUGCUAACCUACUAUGAGGGUCGAGCAGAGAAGAAAUACAGAAAGGGGUUUAUUGAUGUUUCAAAAAUCAAGUGUGUGGAAAUAGUGAAGAAUGAUGAUGGUGUCAUUCCCUGUCAAAAUAAGUAUCCAUUUCAGGUUGUUCAUGAUGCUAACACACUUUACAUUUUUGCACCUAGUCCACAAAGCAGGGACCUGUGGGUGAAGAAGUUAAAAGAAGAAAUAAAGAACAACAAUAAUAUUAUGAUUAAAUAUCAUCCUAAAUUCUGGACAGAUGGAAGUUAUCAGUGUUGUAGACAAACUGAAAAAUUAGCACCCGGAUGUGAAAAAUACAAUCUUUUUGAGAGCAGUAUAAGAAAAGCACUACCUCCAGCACCAGAAACAAAGAAGCGAAGGCCUCCCCCACCAAUUCCACUAGAAGAAGAAGAUAAUAGUGAAGAAAUCGUUGUAGCCAUGUAUGAUUUCCAAGCAGCAGAAGGACAUGAUCUCAGAUUAGAGAGAGGCCAAGAGUAUCUCAUUUUAGAAAAGAAUGAUGUUCAUUGGUGGAGAGCAAGAGAUAAAUAUGGGAAUGAAGGAUAUAUCCCAAGUAAUUACGUAACGGGAAAGAAAUCAAACAACUUAGAUCAAUAUGAAUGGUAUUGCAGAAAUAUGAAUAGAAGCAAGGCAGAGCAACUCCUCCGCAGUGAAGAUAAAGAAGGUGGUUUUAUGGUAAGGGAUUCCAGUCAACCAGGCUUGUACACAGUCUCCCUUUAUACCAAGUUUGGAGGAGAAGGUUCAUCGGGUUUUAGGCAUUAUCAUAUAAAGGAAACAACAACAUCUCCAAAGAAGUAUUACCUAGCUGAAAAACAUGCUUUUGGCUCCAUUCCUGAGAUUAUUGAAUAUCAUAAGCACAAUGCAGCAGGACUUGUCACCAGGCUUCGGUACCCAGUUAGUGUGAAAGGGAAGAAUGCACCCACCACUGCAGGAUUCAGCUAUGAGAAAUGGGAGAUUAACCCUUCAGAACUGACCUUUAUGAGGGAAUUGGGAAGUGGACUGUUUGGAGUGGUGAGGCUUGGCAAAUGGCGAGCCCAGUACAAAGUCGCAAUCAAAGCUAUUCGGGAAGGUGCAAUGUGCGAGGAGGACUUUAUAGAAGAAGCUAAAGUGAUGAUGAAACUGACACACCCGAAGUUAGUGCAGCUUUAUGGUGUGUGCACCCAGCAGAAACCAAUAUACAUUGUUACUGAGUUCAUGGAAAGGGGCUGCCUUCUGAAUUUCCUCCGACAGAGACAAGGUCAUUUCAGUAGAGACGUACUGCUGAGCAUGUGUCAGGAUGUGUGUGAAGGGAUGGAGUAUCUGGAGAGAAACAGCUUCAUCCACAGAGAUCUGGCUGCCAGAAAUUGUCUAGUAAGUGAGGCGGGAGUUGUAAAAGUAUCUGAUUUUGGAAUGGCCAGGUAUGUUCUGGAUGAUCAGUACACAAGUUCUUCUGGUGCUAAGUUUCCUGUGAAGUGGUGUCCACCUGAAGUGUUUAAUUACAGCCGCUUCAGCAGCAAAUCAGAUGUCUGGUCAUUUGGUGUUUUAAUGUGGGAAGUAUUCACGGAAGGCAGAAUGCCUUUUGAAAAAUACACCAAUUAUGAAGUGGUAACCAUGGUUACUCGAGGCCACCGACUCUACCAGCCGAAGUUGGCGUCCAACUAUGUGUAUGAGGUGAUGCUGAGAUGUUGGCAGGAGAAACCAGAGGGAAGGCCUUCUUUCGAAGAUCUGCUGCGCACAAUAGAUGAACUAGUUGAAUGUGAAGAAACUUUUGGAAGAUAAGUGAUGUGUGACCAGUGGCUCCCAGAUUCCCAAGCACAAGGAAGGAUGGGCAUUUUGUGGCUUUUAAUUUAUUGAGCACUUGGACAUGUAGAUCAUUUUACUUAUACAGUGGAAACACAUAAAUAAUUUGCUUCUAGACCAGCCUCUGUCUAGACUUGCUUCUAGACAGAAUCUCCCAGAGUGUGGAAAUGUUGCCUUAGAAAUGGUGAUUAAAAUCACUCAUUUCUAUUCAUUCCUCAGGCACUUGAGUGACAGUUGUUUACCAGGCACUGUGUGUAGCCCCAGGGUUUGGCCAUUCAGGGGUGCACACAUGGGACCAUGUUAGCUGAUGCCAGUUGAAGGCCAGGGUAUUUGGGAAGGGGAAGGGUAUUAGAGUCAUGACCAAGCAACCCUUCUUUUUCCCUUUGACUUCUACAGAAAUCUGGGCCUGAGACAUUGUCUACAAUUGGGUUCUAGAUACAUCAGGAACCCAUCUUGGAUAAAUAAAUACCUAUCUUUUGUUUUGAAAACAUCUCAGUUUUCAAGACUGCUCUUAGUAUUACAUGAACAAUAUUUGUAUGCUGUAUAUAUUGUAAAUAUAUAUAAUAUAUAAAGUUAUAUAUUUAUGAGAAACACGAAUUGUCUUUUAAUUGAAACUUUUAAUCCUGUAGUAUAGGAGUUCACCUUCUUAGGACUAGAGACUGUGCCUUAUAGCUGUUAAUUCAUUUCCCCCUGAACAUCAAAUAUGCCUGAAGAGAAGAAAGUCUAGAUUCUUCUAUGAGUAACGCCCCCUCCUCACUCAGGUAAAUGUGUCUGGGGAUGCCUGUCCAGCUUAACCACGUGCAUUUGGCCUAUGUAAUCCUGCCCAUGGUGGCCGCAGCUAAUCAGAAUCAGAUGGAAAAUUAAACCGGGUAAUCUACUUCUAAGCCUUAAGAAUAUUCCCUGGGACACAGACACUAUAAUUGGAAGUGCUGAGCUCUGGGGCAGAAGGAUCAGGUGACCUUCGCAACAAAGUUUGCCCCCACCUCACAUAGGACCCGGAAGCAGCCUGAGCUGUGGCGGAGGAUCCAGGAAGCUACGGAGAGAAGCAGCCAGCAUGGUGUUCCGUGCCUCCCGGACGUUUUUCAGGAGGCCUGGUUGGACUUGGGUUCCUGGAUGGUGGGAUUGUUGUACAGCCUCUCAGGAGACCCUGCUGUCAAGACUGUGUGUGUGGAUUUCUCACCCUUAGAAGCUCUACUAAGACAUCAACGGAAUUAGGGCCUUCCUUUUUGCCUUGUGAGCGCCAAGGAAAAGAAACUAUCUCGGUCACGUGAGCGCCAGCGAAAAGAAACUGUAUCAGUCAUCCAGAGACCGUUUAUUGCCCAACACGUUAUUCUUGCUGUUGGUGGGGUAACUAGCCGAGGAAGACACAGCGCCUUCCCUUCAGGAGUUGCGUCUCCUCUGCAGGCCACGAUGGUCUGCUCUGGAGCAUUGGGUGAACACACAGGCUGGCUGCUCUGGGCAGCGCCUUCACUCUGACCCUGGAGAACCAUUUCAUUUCAUCCUGGUCAGUCUAGAGUCUGUGCACCAGGCAGUCCAUCCACUGAAGGCUGUGUUUAUUCUUUUCCUGUGCCCCUCAUAAUGGAAGAAAGUAAACUGCUUAUCCCGAGCCUUA